Molecule: messenger RNA, 626 nt
Organism: Paraglomus occultum
Lineage: Eukaryota; Fungi; Glomeromycota; Glomeromycetes; Paraglomerales; Paraglomeraceae
Source: the annotation of a GenBank genome assembly
UCGCAGGAAUACCUCUAGAAGAAACGCGGAAUUCGACUCUGAAACAAACACAGACUCUGUCUCUGAGUCGUGUAGAAGUAGAAGGUCCGUGCGCGGACCCUCACUACCCUGUGUGGGCAAGCUCUUUUUGCAGAAACGAUAGGACUAUGGCUAAUGUAUGCGAGGCUCAAAAUUUUCCAAACUCUUAUAUAAUUGUUGAUUACCACUGUCCGCCAGGCAAAACUUGUGUUGAUUUUGUUCGCCUCGGGAAAGGGAGUCCACUCGCAGUGUGUAUUGGCAAUGACAACAUACGGAGGUGGAAUAAUGGCGGUGAUCGUGGCUUAGUCUGCGAUGAGGACGGUAGUAGUUUUAGAAUCAAUGCAGAUGUAAUGGUAAUUGGAAUGACAACAUAUGAUGCCAACUCGAAUCCAACAGCAGUAGAUACGAUGUCUGGGUCUGUUGGUGGUCUUACACUUGGUAGAACCAUUCAUGAAAGUCAUUUCAGUGCGAUAUACAAGAAUUAUCGGGCCGGUCAAAAAAUCAAAAUGUGUUUCGAUGCAGGCUCUCGGUUCGUAACUGCUGUAGCUGCGGCUUUGGUUUCUGGCUCUGGCAAUAACGACGAAUUUACAAUACUCAGCUUAGAAUAA